Molecule: messenger RNA, 4903 nt
Organism: Cloeon dipterum
Lineage: Eukaryota; Metazoa; Arthropoda; Insecta; Ephemeroptera; Baetidae
Product: SRSF protein kinase 2-like
Exons: 13
Coding region: 1745-4018 (757 amino acids)
Biological process (GO): spliceosomal complex assembly; regulation of mRNA processing; peptidyl-serine phosphorylation
Cellular component (GO): cytoplasm; nucleus
Molecular function (GO): ATP binding; protein serine/threonine kinase activity
Source: RefSeq, a predicted model, not a curated record
CUCGAGCGUUUCAGCUCUGUUUUGCGGUGCUUAAUGUAGACGGCGGCGAGAGGGCGCGGAAAUAAACUAAUCGUCUGCAGUCGCCGGACGACGAGCACCACCGGCGAAUUUUGCGUGUUGCGCGGAGGGGCUGGCAGAGUGCCGCCCGCUAUUUUGCUGCCGUGUCUGCUUCGUGUGAGAACAGUGUGCGAGCGAUCGCGCGUUGGUGUGUCCACGGCUGCAGUGCGGACAAUGCGGACGCCUCUGCGGUAACGACCACUCUCGCCCCCCCGGUAAAUUAACAUCGCGCACCCUCCAGGGCUCCAUUCGAACAGACGCGUUUCCCGGCUCUUUCUUUUUGAGCUUAAUCAAAAUGUAGAGUUUGAAUAGAAAGACUGUGCUUGCUUGUUGCUUUCCAAAAAUUGUGCAAAUUUUUCUGUGAUCUUGACAGAUCUUUUUACAGUCAGCACGUCGUAAAUCUGUCCGAUCGCGACAAAUGGUCCUGCGUCACACGUAGAAUUGCGCAUGAUGCGCGCGAAAAUCGCAGCACAUGGCCUAAAGUUGGAUGCGGGCCAGGGAGGCGUUUUUUUAAUUAUUGACGAAGAUGACGAUGACUUCGCGUGCAGGCUAUAAAAUCAGAAUAGACCAUUUCACGCGGGUUUUAAUAAGCGUGUGAAGUAGUAAAGCAGUUGUAAUGGAAGAAUAUCUCGAAUACUAGAAUCCUUUACACUCGUUAAAAAUGUAGAAUUAAAUUUACAAAUUUUCAGAAGCAAUCUUUAAAUAAAAUAUGCUUCUAGUUAAUUGGAAAAUGUACCUUAAAUUCCACGAAAUCACAAACCUAGUUUUCAUGCACGAAAGUAUAUUUGCUCCUAAGUUUGUUUUCCGCAGUUUCUUCGAUAAAAAGGGAUUAUUUUAAAAGACCAAGCUUGCUGCUUUUGUGGCGAACUCAAAACAUAGUCGCGGUAUCAGCGGAGAAAUCUCCCGGCUCUAAAGCGCUUAUGCAACCGGCACGACACGCGUGACACGCGGCUUGCCUAACCUUGAAUUCCUCUAAAUUUAGACCGCUCUCGCGAGAGCGGCGUAAGCACGACGAACGGGAAUUAAAACCAAUUGUAUUGGCAUGCAAAGUUUUUUUUUUCACUCGGAAAAAUCCAUACGAGCAGCUCUCCUGGGAUGGCGUUUUCGACUGCGGCCGAUCCGGUGAAAGAAACCCCGCGGAGAGCUUGAGAGCGUUCGUGUUAUCAUUGGUGGCAGCAGCUUUUUGAAUGCGUACUCGAAAAGAAAAAAGAGUGUAUAGGCAUGUAGAGAGACGAGCACUUGCAAAAGAGAGGCUUAUUCAAUAACAACACACAGCAGAGUGUCGCGUAUCGAUUGCAGGCUGUCGGAAUAUUAUGACGCGCGCGGUGCUCUCUCGCUAUAGCUAUAGCUCAUUAUUUGGACAUUCGGGAGAGAUAGAUAGCGGAGGAGCAGGUGCCGACUUCCUGCUAUUUUCGUUUCAUUAUAUCGCGAGCACACGCCACGCUAAACGCCACUUUCCAGCGCUUGAUGGGCUCUUGCUUCGCAGUCAAAUGACUCUUCGAGAAUAAGUAACCUGCUGAUAAAAAUGGUAAUUUCUGGCCACGUUCGAGAGUCUUCAACUAAUUAGCCGGAAAACGCGUCUGAUCAUUAAAUACGGAGAAAUGACACAGCGCACGUUCUGCCAGCAGGAAAAAAUGCGAGAAUCCGUGUGAGGUUUUUUUUACGAAACUGACAUCGGACCCAGAAAAUGGCGUCGGGCGGCGAGUGUUUGGCGCGUCCGGCGGCCAACCACUUCUUCAUGCGCUUCGAAUGGUUGUCUUUGGAUGGAAGCCCUUGCCUAAACUACACCCUAAGGGUGAACCUGGUCGGCGGCGGGGCAUCCUUCGCACAGUGCCUCGAUGAGUCCAUCGCCACGCAUCGAGCCGCGGCGGGCUCCGACGGACCCCCUUACGCAGCUCACGUGCUGGGCAUCAUAUUGGUGCUCUUUUGCGUUGUGCUGGGGGCCGUGGUGGCCCGGAGGCGGCCGUGGGGCGGUUGCAGACGCGGAAAAACGUGCUGGAGGCGGCGGUCCGUCAGUCCGGCGCCGAGCACCACCAACAGCAGCUUUAGCAGCCGAAGUUCCUCCAGCGCCUCCAGCGACGAGGCCAGCUUGCACGAAACGCCUACAAACAUCCCCUUCUUGUCAGAGCCAUGGAAGUCGACAGAGAAGACGGACGAAGACGAAGAUGUGAUACACAACUCCGAGGACGACGAACAGGAAGACCCAAAAGACUACUGCAAAGGUGGGUACCACCCGGUGUCAAUCGGCGACCUCUUCCACGGCAGGUACCACGUGGUGCGCAAACUUGGCUGGGGCCAUUUCUCGACCGUCUGGCUUUGCUGGGAUCUGAUAGCAAAGCAGUUUGUGGCCCUCAAGGUGGUGAAGAGCGCCUCCCACUAUACAGAGACCGCCCUGGACGAAAUCAAAUUGCUCAAAUGUGUGCGUGACAGUGACGCGAGUGAUCCGAAAAAAGACAAAACGGUGGCUCUGCUGGACGACUUCAAGAUCUCUGGGGUCAACGGCACCCACGUUUGCAUGGUUUUCGAAGUGCUGGGCUCAAAUUUGCUGAAGCUGAUCAUCAGGAGCAACUACCAGGGUAUUCCGCUGCCGAACGUAAAGGCCAUCAUCAGACAGGUGCUUGAGGGUUUGGACUAUUUGCACACCAAAUGCAGGAUAAUCCACACAGAUAUCAAGCCAGAGAACAUUUUGCUCUGCGUCUCGCACAGCUAUAUUCAAAAGUUGGCUUCGGAUGCGACGCAGUGGCAGAAGAUGGGACUCAAGCUGCCUGGAUCUCUAGUAUGCACGGCGCCGACCCUGAAAGAGGAGAAGCUCAGCGUGUCAGCCGUGUCGGUGGUGGAGAGCGGCAUGCUAACGCCGCCGGCGCGUCUGCCUUUCCAGCGGGCCACCCUGAGGCGGAAAAAACUGAAGCGGAGGCCCAAGGGCCAGUGCUCACUGGUGGAGCAAGAGAUGCGGGGCACCGGUUCCGAGGGCGACUGCGAGUCGGACAACGGCGGCAUCAGCGACCGAUUGUCUGACCGCAGCAGCAGCGCCCUCGGCGCGCUCACCUCCUGGGAGUUGCCCAGCGAAAGACUGCUCAGCUCCAGCAUCAGCGCCGGGGCCAUCAUAUCAUCUGUUAGGUCGCUCAUUCAGGGCUCGUCGGACAGCUCGGACGGUCGCAAGCUGAAGAAUUUUAUAGGCUUGGAAAAUAGGCGGAGUUUCGCAGAAAUGGAGCACGCCGAGGUGGUAGCUUGCGCUCCGAACCAAGAGAAUCCCGCAGAGCUGUGCAACGGGCACGCGACGGCCAGGGAGCGCAUCCCGCUGAACCGCAGCGAGAGCCAAGCCAUGGAGGACACUAAACUGCCCAACACGCUGCUUCCUGAAGGCCACACAGACAACACAUUCCGAAGGGUGGCGUCCUGUCCUGACCACAGGUCGCACAUCAUCGCCCAUCCUGACCCCGCUUUCGAGGCGUGUGACGUUAGAGUCAAAAUCGCAGACCUUGGAAACGCUUGCUGGGUGGAUCACCAUUUCACUGAAGACAUUCAAACGAGGCAGUACCGCAGUUUGGAGGUUUUGUUAGGCUCUGGCUACAGCACCCCCGCUGAUAUUUGGAGCACGGCAUGCAUGGCUUUUGAGCUGGUUACCGGAGAUUUUCUUUUCGAGCCACACUCGGGCGAUGAUUACUCGCGAGACGAGGAUCACCUAGCACACAUCAUGGAACUGCUUGGAAUUAUUCCAGAGCACAUCAUUUUUGGCGGAAAAUACUCAAGAGAGUUUUUCAAUAAAAAAGGAGAUCUCCGGCACAUCACAAAAUUGAAGCCAUGGCGCCUGCUUGACGUGCUGACCGAAAAGUACGAAUGGGACCAAUCAGCCGCCCAGCAGUUUGCCAGUUUCCUGCUACCGAUGCUUGCUUUCGACCCUGACGAAAGGGCAACCGCUGCUGAGUGUCUCCGCCACCCUUGGCUUCUCGACUCUUCGUGAGGCACCUGUCCUCUUAUUAACGCCUCGCCAGGUGGUCGCGAUUUCUUUCCAGAAGGACAAUUGAUCGUAAUUUAAUAAUACGGCCGACCAAGAGCCGUGGAAAAAUUCUCGUUUUUAAAAUUGCAAAAUUACCGUGAGCUACUUGGUCUGGUCAAGAUGCAAAAAGCGAGUUUACUACUUUUACUCUCACAAAUAAAACUCUAUAUGAAUGAGAACCACGUGCGCAAUUUCUAAAAAGCUCUCAUAUUUUUGUAGAUGAUCACUUUGGAAAAUAUUCUCAUAUCAUUCUCAUUGCUAUACGACUGUUUGAUAUAUAUACAUGCUGUAUGAUUAUUUACAAGAGACCCCGGAUCACUACUUUUCACCUCAAGGGGAAAUCUACACAUCAAAAUCUGGAGAACCAAUUUCAGUUUCUCUUAUAAAUCAAGAUUUCUCCUUGACAAACUUGCUCUUUCACUCUUCUGCUUUCCUCAAUCAGCAGGGUAAAAAUAUAAUUAUAGACAUCAGACUAUCAAGUCCGCAAAAAUCUGCUCCUUCUCUCUGUGAACAAUCUAAGAAUCUCAGUAGGUUUGUGUAUAUGGGCUCUUCUAUUAUAAUAACUGUUAUUAGAGUAAAUAACAACCCUCAAACUGUCCGGCUGUCCCACAUCUUAAUUUGACCGUAAGCGAGCUGUGCUGUUAUCAUUUUAAAUUAUAUUUUUGGUUCGUUCUUUUCGUACUAGCUGCGGAAAAUAAUCCUCUUUACUAUGUUGUGUUAUAUUGAUUUUUGAAAUGCAUUGAUGGCAAUACUUGUUAAACUAGUAGACAUAACAAACCAAAGCACCACUAUCAUUUUUGUAUUUAGAGGUCAGAACUGCAAAAUAUAUAAAUCAAUGGGAAAAAGUAA